AUGGAGAAACAUGAAGCUUCAUACGUUUCAAGGAUUAGAAAGAAAUAUAGCAUCGAAGUGGAUAAACCAAACAAGGUAACUACUGUGGAGCUGCGAGCACAAUGUGUUCUUCGGUCCUUUUUAGACAGGGAUAAUGAUGAGAGUGAGGAAUGGGAACUUGACGAAUUUGUUUCUUUAAGCCGUUACAAUGAUGAGAAAGAACAGCCAAUUGAAGAUCCAGAUAUGGAUUCAUUGGGGAAGUCUGUGUCAAAGUCAUCUUCUGAUAGUGACCCUGAUGAAGCUGAGGCCGGGUUGGAAGCCAUUUCUAGAAGUUUGAUUGAAAAUAAGGGGUCACUAGAUGUAAUAGCCAAUGAGCCAGCUCCAUUACAAGACUUUCAGACACUAAAGAAGUGCAAGCAAGAUGAAUCAUCAAACCUUGAAGCAGACGUUGGGUCUGUAGUUGCAGAUCUCCAUGAUAAAUCUGGGGUUCCUAUGGCACCUAAGGGACCAAAACCUGAAGUAGAUGGGGAAACUGAUGAAGGCAAUAGGACUCGCAAAAGAAGGAAAACCAGGUGGACUGGUGAUGAUUCUCAAUUAAAAAUACUUGGUCCUAUUCAACUACCUAGCUUCGUGAAAGACUUUGUUACAUCUGAUCUGGAUCCAGAAAUUCAGGAGUUGAAAGUGGAACUGUUUGAGAUAAAUAGCAAGUUGCAAAGACCAGAGCUUCAUGAUGACUGCCCCAAGGAAGACAGGUCUCCUUCUCCAGAGCCAGUGUAUGAUUACCUUGGUAAUAGAAAAAAUACAAGGGAUGUAAGGCUCCGUGAAAAACUCAUCAAGAAGCGUCAAUGUAUCAUUUCCAGGUUGAUUGGGAAGAACUCCACCUUUAAACCUGCUGCUGACUACAAGCCACCAAAGCUCAUUAAGAAACUCUACAUUCCGGAGAAAGAAUACCCUGAUUAUAAUUUUGUUGGUCUUAUAAUUGGUCCACGGGGAAAUACUCAAAAGAGGAUGGAGAAGGAAACUGGGGCUAAGAUUCUUUUAAGGGGUAAAGGUUACUCCUUGAAAACGCCACGCAGAACUAAAGCUUCUGAUAAUGAAGAUUUACAUGUCCGUAUAGAGGCUGAUAACCAAAAUUCCUUUGAUGCAGCUGUAAGAAUGGUUGAGAAACUACUAAUUCCAAUUGACCGUGGAAUAAAUGCUCACCAACAAGCCCAAUUAGUGGAGCUUGGCAAACUGAAUGGAGAACGAAAUAUGUGCCGAUGCUGCUAUGACGAAGGGCAUCCACAUUAUGCCUGCCCUCACCUACAAUCUACUUUUCAAAGCUCGCUCUCUUGUGACAUUUGUGGCAGCAACAACCAUGCCACACCCUCUUGCCCUUUGAUAGCAUCAUCUCAAGGUAGCAACUCUCUGUGGGGUUCAUCUGGGCUUGAAAUUGGUUCAACUCCAGACACACAAAGCAAACCCAAUAAAGAAACCAGUGAUGCAGAUCUCUAUGUUGGUUAUCUUCCUCAAACUAUGGACGAGAAUUGUUUAGCAGAGUUGUUUGCUCCAUUCGGUAAGAUUGCUAAAACAAAAGUGAUUAAGGACCGAGCCACAGGUAUCAGUAAAGGCUAUGGCUUUGUUAAAUUUGAAAAUCCUGCUCAUGCUGCUUUGGCUUUAUCCCACAUGCAUGGGUACAAAAUUGAUGGGAAGACAUUGGCAGUAAGGGAGGGUACACGCCAAUGGGUCACAGGAUCCUCAGUUUUGAGCCCUGAUCCAAAUCACCCAGGGUCAAUAGCAGCUUCUCAAGAUGCCGUGCGUCAGACCGGUUUCCCUGUUCCACCGGGGUCAUUGCUACCGCAACAUCAAACCAUGUUUCCUGAAACUAAGAGAAUGGCUUUUGAUUUUUUCCCUAAAAGCAAGGGAUUGGGUUUUCCUCCUGUGUCCAGCAUCUUGAACUCGCAGGGUAGAAGUGGCUUCGAAUAUGGUUACAUUGCUACCCAAGUUCCAUUCUCGUCACCUAGUUCACUUUUACAGUUUCCUGGGGAUCCUAGCUACCCUGGUUCCCAAUUUAAGUCAUAUUUUGCUACAGAGACAUCCAACCCAUCCUCAUCAUUCAAAAUCAGCCCAACCCCAGGAAGUAAUCUGAAACCUAUUCCUUGGCCAAUCACCCAUCUUACACAGUGGUGAACCUUGGAAGUUGUAGAAUCUUCAUAACUUGGUGGGCGGUUCUUCUCAGAACUGUGUUAAAGUAGUGGAUACUCAUGGUGCAGCCACCAGAACUUCAUCUCAUUCCUCAGUAUUGUAUAGAAUUCUAAUUCUUGGUCUUUUUUUUUGUUC
Messenger RNA from Vitis riparia (riverbank grape), 2298 nucleotides. Its product is annotated as splicing factor-like protein 1. Bases 1 to 2148 code for a protein of 715 amino acids. Gene Ontology annotation, molecular function: mRNA binding. The record is from RefSeq and is a predicted model, not a curated record. Gene Ontology annotation, biological process: regulation of mRNA splicing, via spliceosome. The transcript is spliced from 3 exons. Gene Ontology annotation, cellular component: nucleus. NCBI's taxonomy places the organism in Eukaryota, Viridiplantae, Streptophyta, Magnoliopsida, Vitales, Vitaceae.